Teleopsis dalmanni is the source of this 2407-nucleotide messenger RNA. RefSeq names its product probable G-protein coupled receptor Mth-like 5 (gene mthl5). Gene Ontology annotation, molecular function: G protein-coupled receptor activity. Gene Ontology annotation, cellular component: membrane. The record is from RefSeq and is a predicted model, not a curated record. The transcript has 7 exons. NCBI's taxonomy places the organism in Eukaryota, Metazoa, Arthropoda, Insecta, Diptera, Diopsidae. Gene Ontology annotation, biological process: cell surface receptor signaling pathway; G protein-coupled receptor signaling pathway. Bases 447 to 2114 code for a protein of 555 amino acids.
AGUUGUUGGCUUGCGUUACUUUCGUGUGGAUCGAAGUUGUUGUUGCAUGUGUUAAACUAAGUUAGAAAAUAAGUUGAGAGAAAAGAAAUUGAUAUACAUAUAUGCAUAUAAAUUUUUUUUAAUUUAAUAUAUUUUUAAAUGAUAUUAAAACCCACAAAAAUACGAAAAAAUUGCUGAUGUCUACAAAUAUUUUAUAAACAAAUGUGCAGGAACUUUAAAUGUUUUCACCCAAAAUGUGCUUAUGCAUAUAUAUGUAGAUAUAUAUAUAUAUGCAUGUAUAAGUAGAAACAUGUUAUUUUCACGCUAAUAAAUGAAAUUUAAACCGGCUUUGUGUAUAUGAUGACGCAGUGAACUUACAAACUGCCAAGAUCAGUGCAAAAGAACAACAACAAAAACUCUUGGCAUUCAAUUUCUAUACAACAACAAACACUUUAGCUUUUACCCUGAUGACGUCGCGAGUUGUUUUCCUUUUAGAUAAUUUUCAUAAUUUUACAAUAAAAUACAAGUUCAAAAUGGUGACGCAAGAAGCAGCAUUUCCAUUUAAACGAUAUAAACCAAAUGUACAUUGUUGUUGUAGUUGUAGCACAACAAAUACUAUUAAUAAUUUAAGUUUUACUCUAGUCUUAUUUUGUUUGUUGUUGUUAUUACAAAUAACAACCACAACAACGACAACAAUAACAAAUAAUGCAAUGUUAGCAGAAAUGCAUACAAUAGCAAAUACACCAGUUGCAAGUAAUGCGCAGCUGCAGCUGCAGCGUAGACACGCUGCUGCCGCCAAUUUGGUAAGCAGCAAUGUUAAUGAUAAAAACUCAGUGUUGGUUAAUAAAUGUUGCGAAAAAUUUGAAAUUCAUGUGGAUACGGCCUGCACGCAAGUGAAUGAGAGUGAACAAUUUCAACCGAUUUUUACUAGCUACAAUGGCGAUCCCAAUAUGCCGGUAAAUUUUAAAUUUGUUAUCGGAAUACCAGCCUGUGGAUCGAUGCAGACAUGGCGUAUUAACUACCCUGGAAGCACCGAUAAGUUAGUACUUCUUGAAGACGGGAAACUGCGCCAUUAUACAAACACUGAAGAGGAAGAAUAUGAUCAGUCGAAAUUUGAGGAUGAAUUCGAUGAAGACAAUCAACCAUUAUAUCAUGAUUAUGCACAAGGACAAUACUGUAUUGAUAAGGCUAUCUCUACCAAAGGAGAUUACAGACAGAUAUUAUAUGCCAAAAUAUGUCUAGCUAAAAAGGAGAUCCAGUGGACUGAUAGUAAUUUUUUGUUACGUAAAAUACUGAAUCCCAUAUUCCAUGGUAUAUCAUUGAUUAUUCUUCUUAUAAUUGCUAUAGUUUAUUUUAUUUUGCCGACAUUAAGCAGAGAUCUUGUGGGAAACAUUAUUACAACAAUUGCAGUUUGUUUAAUGGUCAGUCAGGCUGCAGACUUAGUGCGAAUAUUUACAGAAUUUACAAAUCAUGUAAGCUUCAUUGUUGCAGAUAUCAUACUCUGUUUUAGUCUGCUAGGUGCAUUCUUCUGGCUUAAUAGUUUCGGCUAUUAUAUAUGGAAAACAUUUCGUUCCAGAAAUGUAUUUUUGCGCGUUACAGACGGUCGUAAAUAUUGUUACUAUUCGGUUUAUGUUUGGGGUACAACAGCGCUUCUGGCGGCUACUGCUGUUUUUGCGCAUUUCUUCCUUGACGCUGAAUCAUAUAAAAAGCAAAAUUUGAUUGGUGAUCAAGAAACUAUCGGUUGGCUAGGCAUCGCUAUAUUUUUUGCACCAAUUGCGUGCACAAUUUUAGUUAAUAUAUUUUUCUAUGUAACGACAUUAAAGCUGAUCAAUCGCCGUAACGUAUAUGGACGCAUACAACAUAAGUUAAAAGCAAAUUUCAUAAUGUUUUCACUUAUGUUACUGGUUAUGUCUAUAAGUUGGCUGUUUUUAAUUUUUUCGUGGCUGGAAUUAGAAGGUCUACUUUAUGCGCAUAUUAUCGUUAAUGCCAUACAGUCACCAUUGUUGCUUUAUAUAUGCGUUAUACGACAAAAACAUGUUACGUUUCUACUUAAGAAAUCCUGCUGCUACAAUGAACCGCCAUCAACAAAUGAUUGGGGUGAUGAAAUGCAUUACAUGAACUGCAAUGAUUACUAGUGAUUAUAAAUGCAUUAUGAAAGCACGGGAAAUCCUACAUUCUCAGUUAUCAUUCUCAUUUUUCCACAUAUGUUACUUUUCUACCAUUUACUAUUUAUACCGAACUAGAACUUCGAAAUUAACAAAAAGAUGCAGGUAUAAUUUUAAAAAGUGACGUCAGAAAUGGUGCUUGGACCGAAAUAUUAAAAAUUCCAGUAGCUUUAAAAAACCUUUGAUACUAGGAUAACAUUCAAAAAUGCAAAAAAAUAUACAUUCAAUUAGUGUUUUAAUAACAACAAUAGUAUUUCAAAUAA